Molecule: messenger RNA, 1386 nt
Organism: Prunus persica (peach)
Lineage: Eukaryota; Viridiplantae; Streptophyta; Magnoliopsida; Rosales; Rosaceae
Exons: 1
Coding region: 1-1386 (461 amino acids)
Molecular function (GO): nucleic acid binding; zinc ion binding
Source: RefSeq, a predicted model, not a curated record
AUGGCCAACACACACAAAUCUGGAGAAUCAAGCAAUAUUGAUAUGUCAAAACUGAUCUCUGAAAUGUCAAAACUCACUUCACCUUCACUCUCAACCCCUUCUUUGCCCACCUCAUUCAACAUCUCAUCCCUGUUUCCAGUUCCUAUGGAUCGCACCAACUACUUGAGUUGGAAAUCCCAAUUUGAAGAUGUAUUAGAGAUGCACGGCCUUGCUGCAAUUGUCAAGAACAAAACAGACCCCCCCAAAGUGCAAGAUGAUGGCUCUGUGCACCCUGAGUUAGCUAGGGAUAAACUGGUCCUGAGUUGGAUCAAGGCAACUUCCUCCUCCUCCAUUAAGACACUCCUCAUCCCAUAUACCACUGCUCAUCAAGCCUGGACCAUGUUGGCCAAGCGUCUCUCACCUCUUGCUAGUACCCGUGUACGAAUUCUUCGAGACCAAAUUCGCACUCUCAGAAAGGACAACAACACAACUGUAACUGAUUAUCUCAAUCAUGCCAAAUCACUCUUUGAUUCCCUCACACAAGCUGGUGCAACAAUGGAUGAUGAUGAACUCAUCAGUUAUGUCCUGGAUGGACUUGGCCUUGAAUACAAAGAGUUAGCCACAACCCUUCAUCUGCAUCCUGAUAUUGAUUUUGAUCGAUUCUACGAUCUAGCUCUAAGAGAAGAGCAUCUACAGAAACGAAUGUCUCUUAACGUUGCUUCAGGCGUUGCUAUGGCUGCUGACCGUAUGCCUAACGAGCACAUCUCCAAUUCUAACAUGCCUGGCCGCAAUCAAAAUCCUUAUCCCGGAUCUGGAAGAGGACGUGGUCGUGGAAGGAAUUGGAAUCAAGGGCACAGCGGGCGUGGAUUCAGGAGAACAGAUCAUUGGGAGCCAAAUCAAGGACCUUGGGCUCCAGAUCAAGCCUCUCAACCUCGCGACAGACAAUCUGCAACCAUCACUUCCUCUCCUGCGAUUCUCUCCGAUGGACGUCCUCCAAUUCUUCCAACACCAGAAGGAAAUUCCUCAAAUGCCCACUCAUUGUUCCAUUCAAAUACCCAGCGAAGUGAAGUCAUCUGUUUUCGGUGCGACAAGCCAGGCCACAUAGCCCGUUUUUGUCCUGACCGCAAACCUCAUGCAUACAUGGCAGAAAAUUUGGCAACCUCUUCCCCUUCUCCUGUUGAUAUGGCAAACCUCAAUUGGUGUUUUGAUUUAGGUGCCACUCACCACAUGACAGCCAACGCAACCUCUCUUCCCAAUGCUCAGCCUUACACAGGUACUGAUAAAAUUAUUGUUGGCAAUGGAAAUAUGUUAACAAUAACACAUGUUGGCAAUACAACGUUGCCUGGGUUGCGUAAGUCAUUACAUUUUAAUGAAGUCUUAUGUGUGCCUGCGAUCCGCAAAAAUUAA